AACACAUUUUUUAAAAUAAUUUAGGAGUUGCAGUUUUACUGGGCAACGUAGCAGUAAAUCACUAGGGGCUGGAGUUUUGAUUUGUCAGAGUUCUCGGACAACACGGAGAUGGCUGGUUUUGAAUUCCCCGGUGGAAAGAGCUGUAGCCACUGCUGCUACUGUUUUGUAUCGGUGCUGCUACUUCUCAUUCCAGGUGCGAAGGGGUCAGGAGAAGGGGUGAUCAAGGUCAAUUACAAGUUCUCCGGUUCGGAACGGACUCUAACCGCCCUAAGCGCCCAUGACGACAUGCGCCAUCUCCGAUUCCUCUCCGGCGUCGACCUGCCGAUCGGUGGCACCGGCCGCCCCGAUUCUGUCGGGCUUUACUAUGCCAAGAUUGGAAUUGGAACACCAGCAUUGGAUUAUUAUGUGCAAGUAGAUACAGGGAGUGAUAUUAUGUGGGUCAAUUGUAUUGGAUGCACAGAGUGCCCCAGAAGAGGUUACCAUGGAAUGGCGCUGAGUUUCUAUAAUCCAAAGGAGUCUGUUACCGGAGAUUUAGUUUUGUGCAAUCACAAAUUUUGUAAGGACAUCAUAAGAGGCACAUCAGCAAGUUGCUAUGCCAAUACUUCUUGCUAUUACACUGAAGUUUAUGGAGAUGGAAGUUACAGCAUGGGCUACUUCGUAAAGGAUAUUGUACAGUAUGAUCAAGUGUCAGGUGAUCUCCAGACUAGAUCAUCAAACGGAAGUGUUAUUUUUGGGUGUGGUGCAACCGAGUCUGAUGACCUGAGCUCCUCAGAUGAUGCACUUGAUGGGGUCAUCGGAUUCGGGAAAUCUAAUUCAUCCAUGAUUUCACAGUUGGCCUCUUCGGGUAGAGUUAAAAAAAUGUUUGCACAUUGCCUAGAUGGUGUGAAUGGAGGAGGUAUUUUUGCCAUUGGUCAUGUUGUUGAACCAAAAGUAACUAUGACACCCUUGAUACCGAACCAGUCACAUUACAAUGUCAACAUGACAGCAAUCAGAGUUGGCCAUGAAUAUCUUAACCUCUCAACAUAUCUAUAUAUGCACGGGGAUAAUCAGGGAGCAAUAAUUGAUAGUGGAACUACUUUGGCUUAUCUUCCAGAAGUCAUUUAUAACCAACUAGUGAAAAAGAUACUCUCCCGGCAGCCUGAUUUGAAAUUACGCAGUGUUAAUGAUGAAUAUACGUGCUUUAAGUACUCUGAAAGUGUUGAUGAUGGAUUCCCUCCAGUCACAUUAUAUUUUCAAAACUCACUCACUUUAAAAGUUAGUCCUCAAGAAUACCUAUUUCCAUAUGAAGAUCUAUUUUGCAUUGGAUGGCAAAACAGUGGAAUACAAUCUCAUGAUAGAAGGAAUAUCACACUUCUAGGAGACUUGGUACUUUCAAAUAAGCUUGUCCUCUAUGAUCUUGAAAGUCAGACCAUUGGAUGGACAGACUAUAAUUGCUCCUCAAGCAUUGAAUUGAAGGAUGAGAUAACUGGAUCUGUGCAUUUAGUUGGUGCCCAUUCUAUAUCAUGUGGCUGUGGUCUAAGUUUAAAUGUGCUCUAUGUCUUAUACCUUUUGAUCUCAAUUUUAGUGCAAAUUAGUAGCUACUGAACUGGCAUAACCGUACAAGUAAUAUUCAUUCUUAAGUUCUAUAAAAAGGAACUUUGCAAAGAAUUCAUACUAUAGCAGUAUAUUUUGGCUCUAAAAGUGGGCUUGCAUAGUUGCAUAUACUUGUAGCCAGAAGAUAGGUAUUGACUAGCAAACUAUCAAAUAUAGUCCCCAUUUUUACUUUUGCCGUGUACAUGCAGUUUUGUAAAUGUAUAAUAAUUAUAAUAGUAAAGCCUACUUUGUAGCUUUUCCAUUAUUUUCUUCUUAAAACUGAG
This is a messenger RNA of Cuscuta epithymum, 1856 nucleotides long. NCBI's taxonomy places the organism in Eukaryota, Viridiplantae, Streptophyta, Magnoliopsida, Solanales, Convolvulaceae. The record is from the annotation of a GenBank genome assembly.